AUGUAUGCGUGUGUUUGCCGCAAGCUGUGGUCGAAUCUUCAGGCGCCGCCCAUGGCGAUGCUUCUGGAAGACGAGACCGCUAUGGAACUCGUGAGAUUGUCUUUCAAGGUUGCCUCCAUGGAUUAUCAGACUGGACGCCAAGAAUUGCGAGAAUGGAGAGGCAAAGAAGCAGUGCAGGAUCUCUUGUAUUAUUUAAUCGAUACCAACAUCUUAUGGGACGAGGAUCUGAACGCCGAGGACGAGUUGGGUCUCUGCCGCAAGCGCCUCGACCCGUUCUUGAGCGCCUAUAUCACACAUCUACCCGACAGCUGUGGUGCGCUGAAGAGAGAGGAAUUGUUGGCGGCUUGGAACCCCUUAAGCCAAGUAGCGUCUCAGCCCCCUCAGACCACCACACAGCACACAUCACUGGGACUAUGUACUCGGGCCGUCAACGGAGAGGCGUGGCAUCGACCAUUAAAAAAGAAGCAACAGGCCGCAACAGCCAUACUCUCAGACCUUGAGAAGGUGGCGCUCCAACUCAAGGAUUGCCUUGACAAUCUGGCUAAACAGCGUAUCAAUCUGGACGGCGUCAAUGUGUAUGGUAUUGUCGUAAUCGGUUAUGAGCUGGAUCUAUUUCAGGACUCAUAUGCUCUCUGUACACGCCCACGCCUCAGUCACACCUAUGUAGGUAUCUGUGCGACAUUGGGUACGCCAGUCAAGGUCCCUUUGCCCCGUUGGGAUUGA
Molecule: messenger RNA, 723 nt
Organism: Linnemannia hyalina
Lineage: Eukaryota; Fungi; Mortierellomycota; Mortierellomycetes; Mortierellales; Mortierellaceae
Source: the annotation of a GenBank genome assembly